ACCUUAUUUGUCUUCCGAAUAGAACUAGCCUAUGAAUUUAUAAACGAUAAGCUCAAAAUAAAAAAGCUAAGUUCGUGAAAGAAAAAUAAUAUCGAACAAAUCUGUUUCCUUUUAUGUGAUAUGCAGUUAUAAAUCAUAAGUUGAAAAUUUUUAAGUAGAAAAUAGUUACAAGUAAAUGCAUUGGUGAUAUUGUCAGAAGUGAAGUGAAAGAAGAAAAGUGUAACAAAAGAGAAGAAGAAUCACAGAAAAAAAAUGGGUGCAGGUACCGAAAACGUGCCACCGUUCAUCGGAGCUCAAUUGAAUCACCUCCUUUCUCACUCCCGUCCGCCCCUCAAGAUUGAUCAAAUGUGGUCAAGCGACAAAUACAAUUCUGGACUCAUUGAUCGAUUCACACUCCUCAUUCCUUAUUGCUUAGAUUUCAUCAAAUGGGAUGUUAUAUUUGAUGCUGAAUCUCCUACUACUGUACCCGAUGUUAUUUUUGGACCUGAAGAUGAACAUUUUCAUCCUUUUCAUAUGUCACCUUCUGUUGAACCUAAUACUAAUAGCUCCUUAUUGUCUGAUUGGAAUUACAAAGACCCUGCUUGUCUCUUGAACCUUAUUCAAUUCUUGAGGGACCAGUAUGUGUUGUAUCAAGGGAAGCGUGUUGGAGAAGUUGAUGACGAUAGGUUGAAAUUUGAAGUCAGUACGAUUGUUUCUAGGGAGGGACUAGAAAUGCACAUGUGUUCUUUUGCUGACAAGUCAGAGGAGGUUAAAUUUGCUGUUCCCCUACUGGACAUGAACAUAAACAAGAUGGUGUCUGGCUGUCCCUGGAAACAAUUGCAGAAGAUAUACUUACAAGUUGUAUAUCCUGUUGGGAGAAAAUAUAUGUCUGCAUCUUCAGCUCCUCGCCUGAAGUUAGUAUCUUCUUUUGAGUUGAAAGCCCUAUAUUCCGUCGAUGAUGUUAAGCUGCCAUCUUGGUUGGAUGGGAUGUGCUUGGCAGAAUACCUUCCAAAUCUAGAAGAAUAUCUUGAGAAACAGGUCCUCGAGGCUGUUUCAUUAAUUGAUGUUAGAAGGCGCUUCAUUGAAGCGUUAGCUGUUCCAUUAGGAAGGCCAGUUGAAGCUGAUCCUGUCUUUUGCAGAAAGGCAACUUUUCUGUCUGCCUCUGGAGUUUUUACAUUUCUGGUACACUUCCUAAUUCCAAGUCAGUUUCCAAAGCAACAGCCAGCUAUUAUGCUUCAAAGUUCACAGCAUUUUAAUUCGCAAAUGGCACCUAUCAAGUCACGUCCCAUUUCUGAUUAUCCAUGGAGUCCAAGAUGGGAACCAUCAUUGAUGGCUGAGCGAAUUUUUGAGUUUCUGACAGACGAGGCCUUGACAUUCAAGAGGCAAUGCAGCGAGGGCCAAGUUCAACUAUAACAUGUCCAGAACAUGUUCAGCUCCAUCCCAAUGUCGUGGCAAUCUUUAAACUGUCUUUGAAAAAUGUCAUGUUGGUCUCGAUCUGUUAAUGCAUUGUUUUCUUAGGAGUUAAACAAAUGGCCAUUUAAAAUUUUCUUGAAUUGGUGCAAUUCUCGGAAUCUUUUGUAUCAUAUUGUCUGUUCUUUGACCAAAACAUUACAAUGUGCAUACAAGUAGGAGUUGUAUUAUCAAAAAGAUAUUCAACAUGUAAAAAAGGAUUUUUAGUGUUAUGUUUUUAUUUUCGCCAUGUCA
Trifolium pratense (red clover) is the source of this 1683-nucleotide messenger RNA. Its product is annotated as BRISC and BRCA1-A complex member 2. The transcript has 13 exons. Lineage: Eukaryota; Viridiplantae; Streptophyta; Magnoliopsida; Fabales; Fabaceae. Gene Ontology annotation, biological process: double-strand break repair. Gene Ontology annotation, cellular component: BRISC complex; BRCA1-A complex. The record is from RefSeq and is a predicted model, not a curated record. The coding region runs from base 253 to 1392 and encodes 379 amino acids.